Molecule: messenger RNA, 10208 nt
Organism: Coregonus sp. 'balchen'
Lineage: Eukaryota; Metazoa; Chordata; Actinopteri; Salmoniformes; Salmonidae
Source: the annotation of a GenBank genome assembly
AUGGCCCACCAUUCGACGCCCAGUUCCCAGAAGGCCCUGAUGAUGGAGCUGAAGUCCCUGCAGGAGCAGCCAGUGGAGGGCUUCCGCAUCGGCCUGGUGGAGGAGUCGGACCUCUACAACUGGGAGGUGGCCAUCUUUGGCCCUCCCAACACACUGUAUGAGGGAGGCUACUUUAAGGUGAGGCAACUGUGGAGGGGUUGCGUAGGGGUGUAGCAGGUUUGUGCGUGGUGAGCCAACCAUGGAGGAGGGGGGGGGGAGGGUUCGAGGGUGGGAUCCACAACACGCUGCUUUGUUGCCUAGGGGUGUAGCAGGUUUGUGUGUAUGUCUACAGGUGUUUCUCCCUUCAAGCUCGCUCGCUCGCUCUCUCUCUGUCUGUUUCUCUCUCUUCGUGUCUUUCCCACUCACCCCCUCCCUAGCCAGCCUCCUUCCCCCUUGCAGUUUGAUCGUUAUGCUCCAGACUCCUAUUUUUAGCUGUGGACGGAUAUAAAUGGCACCUCAGCAUAGAGCGAGGGAGGAAGACAAGGGCAUGAUGAGAAUCUUCUCCUUUCCCCUGAGUGACUUAUUCAGUGUGGCUAGUCCACCACAUUAGCAUAUAAGUCUGGUGAGAGGGAGCCCACAUCCAGGCCAUAGCAUGCACUCUUCCAACUGGGCAAAAAUGAUUGCAAUGACAUUAAUGCAAUGAUCAUUAUAACAUUUUGUGAGAGACAUCAUGGUCAGGUUGUAAAGGAAAGUUUUGUACAUGUCAAAUCAAAUCAAAUCAAAUUUUAUUGGUCACAUGCGCCGAAUACAACAGGUGCAGACAUUACAGUGAAAUGCUUACUUACAGCCCUUAACCAACAGUGCAUUUAUUUUUAACAAAAAAAGUAAAAAUAAAACAACAACAAAUAAAGUGUUGAGAAAAAAGAGCAGAAGUAAAAUAAAAUAACAGUAGGGAGGCUAUAUAUACAGGGGGGUACCGGUGCAGGGUCAAUGUGCGGGGGCACCGGCUAGUUGAGAUAGUUGAAGUAAUAUGUACAUGUGGGUAGAGUUAAAGUGACUAUGCAUAAAUAAUUAACAGAGUAGCAGCAGCGUAAAAAGGAUGGGGUGGGGGGGCAGUGCAAAUAGUCCGGGUAGCCAUGAUUAGCUGUUCAGGAGUCUUAUGGCUUGGGGGUAGAAGCUGUUGAGGAGUCUUUUGGACCUAGACUUGGCACUCCGGUACCGCUUGCGAUAUACAGUGAGAUAUACAAGGCGGAGACUCAAUCAAGCUAGUCGUCUUGACUUCUUUCUUAUGUCAUUCUCGUUGGCACCAAAAGUGAAAGUGUUGAUAGGGGACAGAAUGUGGUCGAACCAUCAUAUAAUUGGCAUAUACAUUACUCUUUCUGAAUUUCCACGUGGGCGAGGAUAUUGGAAAUGUAAUCAAAGCCUAUUGGAUGAUAACUUGUUUUUAAUUAGGACAGAGGAAUUUAUAACUUAAUUUUUCUGACAUAACAUAGGUACAGCAAAUCCCCUUAUUGUAUGGGACACUUUUAAAUGUGCCUUUAGAGGCCAUGCAAUUCAGUACUCUUCUCGAAAACAAAAGCAAUUUAGGUCAAAAGAGUCCAUACUAACAAAGGAAAUAGAAGGUCUAACAGAACAGAUAGAUAGCAAUAAAAACUAACAGAGGCUCAGAAUAAGUUAGAGGAAAAAUAAAUUGAGGAACUUAUUCAAGAUCAAGUGUAAUAUAUUAUAAAAAAUAAAGCUAACUGGAUGGAAUAUGGGGAAAAAUGCACCAAAUUCUUUUUUAAUCUUCAACAUAGAAAUGCUACAAAAAAUAAUUUACUGAAAUUGGUUACAAAUGACAGAGUAACCCAUAAUUCACCAAAUGAUAUUUUGAAGGAGGAAGCAAAGUACUUUAAGCAUAUGUUUUCGUUUCAGUCGCCUCCCAUCUCCUCUAACUGAAGCUAAUUGUAGGGAUUUUUUUUCUAUUGAUAAUGUAAAAUUAACAGCCAUACAGAAAGACUCAUGUGAAGGUGAAAUUACAGAGGAGGAACUUCUGGAUGCAAUUAAAGACUUUAAGUCCAGGAACACUCCAGGGUUGGAUGGCAUACCAGUUGAGGUAUACCAAACCUUUUUUGAUAUACUCAGAGGACCGUUAUUAGCAUGUUAUAACCACUCCUAUGUAAAUGGUAGAUUAUCAGACACCCAAGAAGAAGGUCUGAUUUCAUUAUUACUGAAACAGAAUACAAGUGGGAAAUAUAAAGAUCCAGUCCAUACACUUACACUUUAGUGUUGUGAUGCAAAAAUUCUAGCAAAAUGUAUAGCGCAUAGAAUUAAAAAGGUAUUGUCGGACAUUAUUCAUUCUAAUCAGACAGGUUUUUUUACAUGGACGAUGGAGAUAAUAUAAGGCAAGUACUGGAAACAAUAGAACACUAUGAAAAAUCUGGGAAACUAGGCCUGCUAUUCAUAGCUGACUUUGAAAAGGCUUUUGAUAAAGUACGGCUGGAGUUUAUAUAUACAUGCCUGGAGCAUUUGAAUUUUGGAGAAUCUCUUAUAAAAUGGGUUUAAAUCAUGUAUAGUAACCCGAGGUGUAAAAUAGUAAAUAAUGGCUAUUUCUCAGAAAGUUUUAAACUGUCGAGGAGUAAAACAAGGUUGUCGACUAUCGGAAUAUCUAUUUAUUAUGGCCAUCGAAAUGUUAGCUAUUAAAAUCAGAUCCAACAAUAAUAUCAAGGGAUUAGAAACCCAGGGCUUAAAAACAAAGGUGUCAUUGUAUGCUGAUGAUUCAUGUUUUCUUUUAAAUCCACAAUUUGAAUCCCUCCACAGCCUCAUAGAGGAUCUAGAUACAUUUUCUAACCCCUCUGGAUUACAACCAAAUUAUGAUAAAUGUACUAUAUUACGUAUUGGAUCACAAAAAAAUAAAACAUGUACAGUGGGGAAAAAAAGUAUUUAGUCAGCCACCAAUUGUGCAAGUUCUCCCACUUAAAAAGAUGAGAGAGGCCUGUAAUUUUCAUCAUAGGUACACGUCAACUAUGACAGACAAAUUGAGAAAAAAAAAUCCAGAAAAUCACAUUGUAGGAUUUUUAAUGAAUUUAUUUGCAAAUUAUGGUGGAAAAUAAGUAUUUGGUCAAUAACAAAAGUUUCUCAAUACUUUGUUAUAUACCCUUUGUUGGCAAUGACACAGGUCAAACGUUUUCUGUAAGUCUUCACAAGGUUUUCACACAUUGUUGCUGGUAUUUUGGCCCAUUCCUCCAUGCAGAUCUCCUCUAGAGCAGUGAUGUUUUGGGGCUGUCGCUGGGCAACACGGACUUCCAACUCCCUCCAAAGAUUUUCUAUGGGGUUGAGAUCUGGAGACUGGCUAGGCCACUCCAGGACCUUGAAAUGCUUCUCACGAAGCCACUCCUUCGUUGCCCGGGCAGUGUGUUUGGGAUCAUUGUCAUGCUGAAAGACCCAGCCAUGUUUCAUCUUCAAUGCCCUUGCUGAUGGAAGGAGGUUUUCACUCAAAAUCUCACGAUACAUGGCCCCAUUCCUUUACACGGAUCAGUCGUCCUGGUCCCUUUGCAGAAAAACAGCCCCAAAGCAUGAUGUUUCCACCCCCAUGCUUCACAGUAGGUAUGGUGUUCUUUGGAUGCAACUCAGCAUUCUUUGUCCUCCAAACACGACGAGUUGAGUUUUUACCAAAAAGUUCUAUUUUGGUUUCAUCUGACCAUAUGACAUUCUCCCAAUCCUCUUCUGGAUCAUCCAAAUGCACUCUAGCAAACUUCAGACGGGCCUGGACAUGUACUGGCUUAAGCAGGGGGACACGUCUGGCACUGCAGGAUUUGAGUCCCUGGCGGCGUAGUGUGUUACUGAUGGUAGGCUUUGUUACUUUGGUCCCAGCUCUCUGCAGGUCAUUCACUAGGUCCCCCCGUGUGGUUCUGGGAUUUUUGCUCACCGUUCUUGUGAUCAUUUUGACCCCACGGGGUGAGAUCUUGCGUGGAGCCCCAGAUCAAGGGAGAUUAUCAGUGGUCUUGUAUGUCUUCCAUUUCCUAAUAAUUGCUCCCACAGUUGAUUUCUUCAAACCAAGCUGCUUACCUAUUGCAGAUUCAGUCUUCCCAGCCUGGUGCAGGUCUACAAUUUUGUUUCUGGUGUCCUUUGACAGCUCUUUGGUCUUGGCCAUAGUGGAGUUUGGAGUGUUACUGUUUGAGGUUGUGGACAGGUGUCUUUUAUACUGAUAACAAGUUCAAACAGGUGCCAUUAAUACAGAUAACGAGUGGAGGACAGAGGAGCCUCUUAAAGAAGAAGUUACAGGUGUGUGAGAGCCAGAAAUCUUGCUUGUUUGUAGGUGACCAAAUACUUAUUUUCCACCAUCAUUUGCAAAUAAAUUCAUUACAAAUCCUACAAUGUGAUUUUCUGGAUUUUUAUUUCUCAAUUUGUCUGUCAUAGUUGACGUGUACCUAUGAUGAAAAUUACAGGCCUCUCAUCUUUUUAAGUGGGAGAACUUGCACAAUUGGUGGCUGACUAAAUACUUUUUUUCCCCACUGUACAUUACCGUGUAGUUUACCAAUAAAAUGGUCUGAUGGUGAUGUGGAUAUACUCGGUAUACAUAUCCCAAAAUAAAUAAAUGAUCUCACUCCAAUACAUUUUAAUAGAAAGUUAGCAAAAAUAGAUAAGAUCUUGCUACCAUGGAAAGGUAAAUACCUGUCUAUUUGUGGAAAAAUCACCCUAAUUAACUCUUUAGUAUUAUCCCAGGCGCCUCACAGGUCCUCAACUGGCAGCUUCAUUAAAUAGUACCCGCAAAACACCAGUCUCAACGUCAACAGUGAAGAGGAGACUCCGGGAUGCUGACCUUCUAGGCAGAGUUGCAAAGAAAAAGCCAUAUCUCAGACUGGCCAAUAAAAAGAAAAGAUUAAGAUGGGCAGUCUGAGAUAUGUAUUUUUCUUUGCAUCUCUGCCUAGAAGGUUAGCAUCCCGGAGACGCCGCUUCACUGUUGACGUUGAAACUGGUGUUUUGCGUGUACUAUUUAAUGAAGCUGCCAGUUGAGGACCUGUGAGGCGCCUGUUUCUCAAACUAGACACUCUAAUGUAUUUGUCCUCUUGCUCAGUUGUGCACUGGGGCCUCCCACUCCUCUUUCUAUUCUGGUUAGAGCCAGUUUGCGAUGUUCUGUGAAGGGAGUAGUACACAGUGUUGUACGAGAUCUUCAGUUUCUUGGCAAUUUCUCGCAUUGGAAUAGCCUUCAUUUCUCAGAACAAGAAUGGACUGACGAGUUUCAGAAGAAAGUUAUUUGUUUCUGGCCAUUUUGAGCCUGUAAUCGAACCCACAAUUGCUGAUGCUCCAGAUACUCAACUAGUCUCAAGAAGGCCAGUUGUAUUGCUUCUUUAAUCAGCACAACAGUUUUCAGCUGUGCUAACAUAAUUGGAAAAGGGUUUUCUAAUGAUCAAUUAGCCUUUUAAAAUGAUAAACUUGGAUUAGCAAACACAACGUGCCAUUGGAACACAGGACUGAUGGUUGCUGAUAAUGGGCCUCUGUACGCCUAUGUAGAUAUUCCAUUUAAAAUCAGCAGUUUCCAGCUACAAUAGCCAUUUACAACAUUAACAAUGUCUACACUGUAUUUCUGAUCAAUUUUAUGUUAUUUUAAUGGACAAAAAAAUUACUUUUCUUUCGAAAACAAGGACAUUUCUCAGUGACCCCAAACUUUGAACAGUAGUGUAUAUGUAUUUAUAUGUAUGUAUGUGUAUAUAUAGAUAUAUAUAUUUGCGCAAAAAUAUAUGGGGGAUUGGAAGUGAUGCAGACCGUUACAUUGAUGGAAGUUACAAUCUAUCUGCAAUAUUAAAGCUGAUCUACCCCCUUUAAAAAAAAAAGAUUUAAAAGAUUUAAAAAAGAAAUGUGACGUCUUUCUGAGGAACAAAGAUGUUAUGUGACUAAUCUAGUUACAUGACGUCUUCUCAACCAGAAAACCGGUUUACAAGUAGAGAACGACCGAUCUAGGCUUUUUAGGGUCGAUACCGAUCUUUGGGUCUCAAGGAGGCCGAUAUUCAAUAUAAUGAAAUUUGCCAGAAACAGCCAUGUAUGCAUUAAUGAAUCAAUUUUAAAAUCAAACAAUACAUUUGACUUUGUUGUUACCAAUCUAACUACAUAGCAACAUCAUGGUAAUAAUUUUAUUUGAAUGGUAAAUCUCUUGAUAGACUGGGUAAAUGUAAGAUUGCAUAGGCCUACUCACAAUACAGGUGAAUGAAUAUUCAAUAGGAGUGUGUGCAUGCAUUGAGUUACUGAGCUUGUUUUGGCUGAUCAGUGGAGUCUAUGGUGCUACAGAUGGCAAACAAUCUGUUUGCCUUCCAUUUGGGACUUAUAUUAGCCUACUGAUCAACAACAUUUGCACAGAAGCAACACUCCAGCAUGUCACGCCUGUAUUGAAGGACAUAUAGACACUGCUGUUAGUUUGAGAAUAUAAAAUAACAUCUAUUCAAUGGAAAUUGGUCCAACAUAACGUCAUGAUUUGUGAUCACAGAUAGUAUUUUUAUUAUUUUUCCGUGAUCGGGAAAAAUGAUUCUUUUCAGCUGUGAGGAUGCAUCUCUAAACAACUCAGCUGCCAGGACGAAUUUAGAAACAACUAAAUUGGCUAGUUCAGAUAUCUGUUAAGAAAUGGGCAGGUUGUAACUUGAUCCUACUGCUACGAUUGGAUAGAGCGAGGCUGUAACUCCGCUCCCUUUCACAUCUCCUCACAACUCUCUCCAUUGCUCAUAUCACUUGCUGCUGUUUACUGCUACUAUGAGAACUAGGUCAAUGACGAUGACAUUUGCUACCAAGCCAUAAAUGUGCAUAAUAUCUAACAGGGAGAGCGAGGGUAGGAAAAAAUAUUAAACGACGAUGCACGUUCUGUCUGAAUGACUCAAAUCUGCCCAUAGUUUGAGAAGUGAGAAUGCACGCACGCUCGCUGAUCUAAAGCUUUCUUGGUCUAUAAACAUGCAGGAAGAUUCUUAGGUAGCUAAACCUAUUGUCAACCUUUUAUUUAGGCAUUUAAAAACACUUACUACGUUCCCUGUUACGACAAUCAUCUAAUCCAACUAUUAACUGUCAAUUUACGUAUAUGAUUGUGGCUGGUCAGAUCAGCACACCAGUAAAUACCUAACUUUACACCGCAAGACAGAUGGCUCGUUGCCAAAAAGGGUGCAUGUUCAAAAUGAUAACCAGCUAACAUUAGCUAGCUACGUUGGCUAUUAGCUCCUAUCUGAUCUUAGCAACAUGAUUAUCUAGUCAACUAGCUAGCAUAGUAGCUAAUAUAGCUAGCUAACACCACAGAUGAAAGGGUUAGUUAGCUAUGUGACCUGUUAUCCUAAUAUUUGCUAUCUGCUUAGCUACCAAGCUUUCUUGCUUAUUGCAUGCAUGUCCGGGCACGUAGACACGAGCCUUAUUAGUGAAUAAACAAAACUAAUAUUUGUAACAGGUGUUCAAUUUUGGUCACUGUGUCAAUUAAUCAAUUUCUCAAUACUGCACAUUUCUGUUGGAGAAUGAGCUAGCUUGCUGCUUCUGCUGAUUUUCCAAGCUAGACAUUCCUCAGCAUUGUGCAGUGCUCAGGUGGUGAGUGGUGGCUGGCAUAGCAGCAGUUUUGCUAUGUAGCGGGACAAUCGGCAAAGCUGAUACAGAAGGCCCGAUAGACUACAAAAGGGCAAUAUCGGCCCGAUUAUAUCGGCUCGGCCGAUUAUCGGUUGUUCUCUAUUUACAAUCAUAAAAUACUUUGUUUAACUAGCGGUAAAGGUGUGGGUAUAACAGGAAGGCUACUGUUUGCACAUGUUAAAAGUGCUCUGUUUAGUAAAAAAUAUAUAUAGGGUCCGUACAGGGACCUGAUCCAAAAGGGAAGCAGUGAAGAGUAUCAGAAGUAAAGCUCACACCGACCUUGUCAUGUCUGCACAGGGCAUGUUUUGAAACGGUGAUAAUGCUAUCUGCUUGGAAGCAGAGCAGUGCCUCUCCCCAAAGGGCUGGGCUGCUGGACAGAAUGUUCUCACGCUUUUUUUGUGGUUUCACUUUGAUAGUGGAUUCAUUUAUAAAGUGGGUUACACACGGUGGAGAUAUGCAGUAUAGUAGUGUCCAAUUGAAUGGCUAUGAUAGUGUGAUGAUGGCACAGGUUUGGAAUUUAGCACAUAUACCAAGCUCUCUCUCUCGAACUGGCUUUUGCGGAGUCAGCACAGAGGAGGCGAUUGAGGAAUACAUUUACUCACAGACCUCCAUGCCCGCUCAUACAUACACACACACACACAGACACACUUGGCCCCCAAUAGCUCAUACACACUAACAUGACAGACAAACUAGGGGAUCAUUAUUAUGCUCUCCGAAUUGUAUCCUCCUGUAGCUCAGUUGGUAGAGCAUGGCGCUUGCAACGCCAGGGUUGUGGGUUCGAUUCCCAUGGGGGGCCCAGUAUGAAAAAUGUAUGCACUCACUAACUGUAAGUCGCUCUGGAUAAGAGCGUCUGCUAAUGACUUAAAUGUAAAUGUAAAAUGGAUCCAACUGUAAUUGUCAGGGUUAUUUGGCUUUAAUAAAUGGAAUUAAAUAUGUUUGAAGCUGAUGGCCAUUUCUGUUGUCUCUAUCAGUCUCACAUCAAGUUCCCCAUCGACUACCCCUACUCCCCUCCGACCUUCCGUUUUCUCACCAAGAUGUGGCAUCCCAACAUCUAUGAGGUAAAUGUAUUCCCAAAGUAUAUGAAUCCAAACAUAUUUCAAGAGUUUUCGCCAUCCAGAAGUUGACUGGUUUUUGUGUUUCAACAGAACGGCGACGUGUGCAUCUCCAUCCUCCACCCUCCCGUCGACGACCCCCAGAGCGGGGAGCUCCCCUCAGAGAGGUGGAACCCCACCCAGAACGUCAGGUACCUCAACUCGCUCCAAACCUCGUAUUCAUUCAUUAUGGCAUGCAACCGAAAACGUUAAAAAAUGUUUAGCUACGGAAUACAAAAAUAAGCUAUUUUUAUUGGCAAAAAAAAUAAAAAAUGUGCUGCCUAAUGAGUACACUUCUGGCUCAACCACAAAGCUCAAACACUUUCAGAUACUCAAGGUGUGCUUGAUGGAACAGUUGAAUCAAGCGAAUAGUCCCAAAAGGGCAAACAUUGCCCACCCUACACACCGGUAUUUCAAAUUAUUUCACAUUUGUAUUUGACCUAAGUCAGUCUAUCGCACUUCACGUUUUUACCCAUUUUGAGCAAAUAUUUUUAAAAAGACUAUCAACUUUUAACUAUACAUUGAAACAAAUGACAGAGGACUAAACAGGCAGAAAAACCCAUUGACAUCACAACCUACCAGAUCUUUGGGGGAGACCAAAAGACAAUAUGGAGUGUCAUCAUAAUGCCUCAAUUGCGUGUCAAAGGUUUAAAGUGCAGAGCUAAGGAGUAGACACAGUCCCUAACAACAGUCAAAGUGCCAAAAAGAUUACACAUGCCAGUCGUCGAGACACUUUCUCAACCCCCGGGGCAGGUUGAAAGUGCUGAGUGUGUGUUUAACCAAACAUCCAGAGAGGAAGUAGCAUCUAAUGGGUGAAAUGGUGAGGUAACAUUGCUGUCACAAAGGAAGUCAGCUCAAAUAACAACCACUCAAGGAAAUCAAGUAAAGCCACAUUACUUAGAAGGUAAGGUAAAGGACCCAUUUGUAAAUGAAAUAGUCAGGUAAUAGGUAUGUUUUAGAGGACAUCAAGUCAAAUUAGUAACUUGUGUUUGUACAGGACCAUCUUGUUGAGUGUGAUCUCUCUGCUGAACGAGCCCAACACGUUCUCACCGGCCAACGUGGACGCCUCAGUUAUGUUCCGCAAGUGGAGAGACAGCAAGGGCAAGGACAAGGAAUAUGCCGAGAUUAUCAGGUAGGAAGAACACACACACACUAACCCAACCAUUUGAUUUACCUUUUUCACAACAAAGUUGGCCUACCUCCACACACACAUAGUCAAACAGUGAGUGAACCCUUUGCGAUGUCUCUCUCCCCAACCCCCCUCCCCUCUUCCACAGGAAGCAGGUGGUGUCCACGGUGGCGGAGGCGGAGCGUGACGGUGUCAAGGUUCCCACCACGCUGGCUGAGUACUGCGUCCAGACCCGGGUUCCCUCCCAGGACAGCAGCUCAGACCUGCUCUACGACGACCUCUAUGAUGACGAUAUGGAGGAGGAGGAAGAGGAGGAUGAAGAGGAGGAGGAGAGCGACAUGGAGUCAGGAGGAGAGGCAGGAGGGACCAGUGGAGGAGAAGGAGGGGUCACUACUGGCUGCUAUGACGACGACCAGGAGGAUUCUGGGAACGAGGACUCUUGA